Spodoptera littoralis (African cotton leafworm) is the source of this 1755-nucleotide messenger RNA. Lineage: Eukaryota; Metazoa; Arthropoda; Insecta; Lepidoptera; Noctuidae. The record is from the annotation of a GenBank genome assembly.
AUGCUCUUUCGAAUUGACAAGUUAAUUACCAGACUAUACUCGACAGUAACAUUAUCAAAAAUCAUGAAUAACAAUAAAUGCUACUUCAGACAACAAGAAGAUAAAGUAGACAUCACAUUCAUGUUGGAAGUUAAGGGCUCUGCUCGGCAGUUUAAUUUUAGCCGGAAUUCAACUGAAAGCCUACAAGUUUUGCUUACUCGAAUGAAAACCAACAUUCAAAAAGCAAUGGACAAGGGCAAUAAAAAGAAAAAAGAAAGACAAGAAAGUAGUGGAGACAUCAAAUUAGAAUUUUAUGAUUCCAAUAAUGUUAUUAUUAAUGAAAGCAAUACCUGCCAUGACUUGUUCUCAAUGGUUGGUCCUAUAAAAUUAAAAAUGUCAGAUAAUUUCUAUGAAGUUGUUUUUAAUUCUCCAUGGGUACUCAGUUUAAAUCUGCCUCAGAGCAUUUUAGCUGGCUUUCCAGUGUAUCCAAUUAAUUUUGAGACCCAAUAUGCUAAGAGAGAAAAAUGCAUUUUUAACUGGUAUAAAGGAUUACCAAUUAAUGAGAAAGGAAACUUAGUUAGUGAGCAGCAUAUUCAGUGGGAACUGACCAGUAACAACUAUAUUUAUACACCUUGUGCUCAAGAAGUUGGCAUGAAAUUGAAAUUUGAAUGUAUACCAGGUAAUGAUGAGCUGGUGGGUCCUGCGGUAGAAUCUAUUUCUAAAAAUCUUGUUGAAGCUGGGCCUGGCACAUGUCCAUUUGAAACCAGACACUUGUUUACAAAGCAAAAGUUAAAGCAUAAAAGCUUCAGAUGUGUAUCCUAUAACAUUUUAGCAGAUCUCUACUGUGACUCAGAUCAUACUAGAACAUUUUUAUAUCCAUACUGUCCUGCUUAUGCCUUACACAUAGACUAUAGGAAACAACUCAUAUUAAAAGAAUUAUUUGGAUACAAUAGUGAUUUAAUAUGUCUACAAGAGGUUGAUUCGAAAAUAUUUCAAAGUACCCUUCAACCACUCAUGGACUCUGAAGGCCUAAAUGGUUUAUUUUACAAGAAGGGGAAACAAGUUGCUGAAGGAUUAUCUUGUUUCUAUAGGAGAGAUAGAUUUGAAUUUUUAGGAGAUGAAUGCAUAGUUCUAUCUGAUGCUUUAAAAAGUAAAUCAUGCCUCCAAACAAUUUGGGAGAAGAUAAGAGACAACAAACCACUAACAGACAGAUUAUUAGAUAGGUCAACUGUGGCUAGUGCUACAUUCUUACACUCCAUUGACAAUCCAAAUGAGAUUUUAAUUGUUGGUAAUACACAUUUGUAUUUCCAUCCUGAUGCUGACCACAUUAGACUGCUACAAGGAGGUGCUGUCAUCUACUGGUUAAAGGAAAUUCUUGAUAACAUGAGAUCUAAGUAUCCAGACAAAAGGAUAAGUGUCAUACUUUGUGGUGAUUUCAAUAGUGUUCCUUCAUGUGGCAUUUAUCAGUUGUACACUACAGGUGCUUCGCCAAGUAGUUUGCCAGACUGGAAGUCUAAUAUUAAUGAAGCUGUUUAUGAUUUAAACCUGCAACAAAAUAUUCCUUUAGAAAGUGCAUGUGGCACACCAGUAUACACAAAUUUUACUGCUGAAUUUGCAGACUGUCUGGAUUACAUAUUUUAUGACAAAACUAACUUAGAAGUAGAACAGGUAGUGCCUCUUCCGUCUGUCGACGAAUUGAAAUUACAUACAGCAUUGCCAAGUGUAGUUUUUCCUUCUGAUCACAUAGCUUUGGUUUCGGAUUUACAUUUUAAGUAG